This is a messenger RNA of Engraulis encrasicolus (European anchovy), 1977 nucleotides long. It is a transcript of the gene p3h4, whose product is annotated as prolyl 3-hydroxylase family member 4 (inactive). Gene Ontology annotation, biological process: collagen fibril organization; peptidyl-lysine hydroxylation. NCBI's taxonomy places the organism in Eukaryota, Metazoa, Chordata, Actinopteri, Clupeiformes, Engraulidae. The record is from RefSeq and is a predicted model, not a curated record. The coding region runs from base 559 to 1878 and encodes 439 amino acids. The transcript has 7 exons. Gene Ontology annotation, molecular function: protein binding; collagen binding. Gene Ontology annotation, cellular component: endoplasmic reticulum.
UGUGUCGAUGCUUUCUUACACUUGAAAGGGUUGUUUUUCAUUCCACACUGUAGUCUCAACAUGUUAAACUCCUGAGGGUGGACGUGAUUUCACUGAUCUAACUGGCCGUGCAUAAUGCGUAUGGCGCAGACUGAAACCAGAGUUGUGAGACUUGGAGUUGCUUAACUAGCUUUAAGAAACUAUUAAAUGACUGUUGAAAUGUCGCCCUAUUUAUUUUGUUAUCAAUUCAGAGCUAUAAAACAAUGGCAUGCAGUUUGCCGAGAUAAAAGUAAUUCCCAUCCUGCACAAGGUUUCGUCUCGCCUUGGACCCGACGGCGUUAAGACCGGGGGGAGGCGGUCAACCCCCAAAUCGCAAAUCGACACAGCAGCAGCCCGUGCCCUGUUCUAACAGCUGAAGAAGAAUUCAGUAGACUUUUCCAUCCCCUCCUCCUGGCCCAUUCACAUCAGGCCAAGACGCUGCUUACGUGCAGUCAGACAUGAUCCCCUACUACUAAAACCCGAAAUCCUGACUACAUAUUUAAUGGUUGGUGGAACGGACAGCCGAGUAGCUCACCGGUGAUGGACAUGGCGUCUCACAAACACUGUUCGAAAGAAGUCAUUUUCUCUGUCUGUUUAUGGACUGUUUUGAUUGCUUCCUUACCGGUGGAAGCCCAGUAUGAGAAAUAUAGCUUCAGGAGUUUUCCGCAGGCGGACUUGAUGACAUUGGACUCGGCGUAUGGAUACGCAAUGGAACAGUAUGGCGUACAGAACUGGAAGGAAAGUGUAAAAUAUUUGGAAUUAAGUUUACGGCUGCACAGACUUCUGAAAGACAGCGAAGCUUUCUGCAGCCAGAACUGCAGUCAGGUCAGCCGGGAACACGACGAACUCUUUCAGGAUACCAGUCUUCGGAUAAUGAGCCACUUUCUACUGCGGGCAUCCUGCCUGAAGAGCUGCAAGAAAAACUUCCCGGUGUUUACAAUAACUUAUCCAAAGAGUGAGACCCUAGAAGCCUUCGAGAGAAGGGACCCAUACCGGUACAUGCAGUAUGCCUACUAUCAGAUGAAUUACCUGGAAAAGGCGGUGUCUGCAGCCCACACCUUCCUCCAGAGGAACCCAGAAGACCCUGUGCUCUCCAAGAACAUGAACUACUACAAGACCCUCUUCGACAUAGAUGAGUACCUUAUCGACCACGAGGAGAGGCUCUACGAGGGUGCUUUCCUAAAAGCGGUGAAGCUGUACAACACGGGCGAUUUCAGCACCAGUGCCUUCAACAUGGAGCAGGCAGCCACAGAGUUCUUCAAAACAUACGACCUGUGCAUAGCAGCCUGCGAGGGGUCGUACGAGGUUACAGAGUUCAAGGACUUCUUCCCCACCUUAGCAGAUAUGUACAUGGACGUCUUGAAGUGCAAGGUGAAGUGUGAGAAGCUCCUCACUCCAAACGUCGGAGGCUUUUUCGUGGAGAAGUUUGUUGCCACCAUGUACCAUUACAUGCAGUUUGCCUACUACAAAUUGAAUGACGUGCGCAGUGCGGCCCCGUGUGCAGCCAGCUACAUGCUCUUCGACCCCGCGGACGAGGUGAUGAAGCAGAACAUGGUCUACUACAAGUUCUACAGGGAGCAGUGGGGGCUGGAGGACGACCACUUCAAACCACGACCGGAGGCGUUAAGGUACUUCAAUCAAACGACCAAACAGAAGGAGAUGCUGGAGUUCGCUCAGAACUAUCUGCAGACAGAUGACGAGGAUGUGGUGACUGCAGAGGAGCAGGUGUCCGGGCCGUCGGGCCCACCAGACGCGGAGUUCGAAGGCAUGGGGGACUACGAGGAGUCCUUCCUGGCACAGUGGUGGCAGGAGCCAAAGACCAAAGGGGACCACGGAGAAGCAGAGGAAUCGGGACCCUAAAUGCCACAUACACGUCGUCCAUAUUGAAAUGUGCACAUGCACCACACACACACACACACACACACACACACACACAAACGCACACGCACACGCACUCAC